Molecule: messenger RNA, 1359 nt
Organism: Camellia sinensis
Lineage: Eukaryota; Viridiplantae; Streptophyta; Magnoliopsida; Ericales; Theaceae
Source: RefSeq, a predicted model, not a curated record
UAUAUAAAGGGAAUACCCUCAUUUUAAAUAGCAUAGAUGUAAUAGUUUUUGUAAUGAGAGUCAAAUAUUAUUGAUGUUUUGCAUUAAUAUCUAUCUAUUGUGUUUGGCGAGAAAUGAUUUGUGUUUGUGUUUUUCUUGUAUAUAGUCAGUCACCAACUAGAAUAGAUGUGUAGAUAUAUACCAUUUAACCCCAUUAUAUAGAUAUAUAUAUAUAUAUACAUGGUACUUUAUAUAACCAUCAUGGGCAGCUAGGAUAAAUUGGGGGAUUAAGGAGAGCUUUGGACUAACUGGCUAAAUUACAAAAUUAAUAGGAUUUUCCUCUUAUAAACUUGGACCAAUGAAAACCUGUGUAGCAUACAUAAGUCAAUGGAUUGAUAAUCACUAUUUGUGGAUAUUUAUGACGUUUUUUUUAUUUUUCCCCUCUAAAGGGGUGGAGAUGUGGAACUAGGUAUGCUACACCUAACUUUAUUAUUAGUUAUUUUUUAUUUUUUAACAUCGAUAAAUAAGUGUACUUAAAAUCUACCUUCUUUUUUUUUUUUUUACAGCAAAUUGUUCUAUUCAGAUGAAAAAGGUGCAGAAGAAAAUGUAAAAUACUAAACUUUUGUUAUUGAAAUUAUUUUACUUUAUUUUUUAUUUGUAACUUAUUGGGAUUGACAUUGACAUUUAAUUGUUUAGAUUUGGAGAAAAACAAUUGAUUUUACCGUUGAAGCUUCUAAAAAGCUGAAGCCAGAAGACUUUAUUUGAGCAACCAUGCAAUACGGAGGGAUUGCCAAUUCAUUUCCUUGUAGCAUUUUGAGAAGAUACUACAAGAUGGAAACAGUUAAAUAUUGCAACAAGUUGAACGAGCUCAGUAAUCCACUCUUUGUAGGAUUGAGAUAUUUUACUAUUGAUGAUGAGUUUUUGAAACUUGUCCAUGAAGGUCAUUGCACGAGCUUAAAGGAUUAUUUUUCAAAGAACGAUGAUUUCUUCAUCAAGGAGGGCAAUGAGAUUUUUUAUGCCAGUCCAUUGCUUCAAAAGCUAACUAGAGAACUGAUGGUGCAACCAAAGAGAUCAAUGACCAUGGGAUAUAACUAUUCAAGAUUUGUCAAUCAUCUACUUGUACUUCAGAGGUGCAUAUCAAUCAAUGUUUCCCCGUUGCAAUGUAGAGAGGGUGAUGAAUCGAGGUGGGGCCUAGAUUGAAACACAGGUGAAAUGAUGGAGUUUAAUUUGUCGAAAUUAAAAAUCUGGGGUUUAAAUUGAAAAAAACGUGAAAACUUGGAGUUUUUUAUGUAAUUAACGUAAUUAUAUAUAUAGGUAUAUAAAAUUUAAAUUAAAUAUAAAUCUUUCAUAAUAUAGAAUCUCAUAUUAAAUUGAAAAUUG